Molecule: messenger RNA, 864 nt
Organism: Botrytis sinoallii
Lineage: Eukaryota; Fungi; Ascomycota; Leotiomycetes; Helotiales; Sclerotiniaceae
Exons: 2
Coding region: 1-864 (287 amino acids)
Source: RefSeq, a predicted model, not a curated record
AUGGCUACAUUUCAUCACGUCAUGGGGAAAGCAUCACCACUCAUCCCUGCCGUCUACGCCUGGGACGCAACAUGUUUGAAUAUGCUCGGAUGUCCUUAUGUCAUCCAACCACUUAUCGCUGGUCAAGAUUUGCAGACCCUAUACACACCACUUGGUGGCUUGCGCGAUCCGAUCCAAACGCGAAUUAACUUCGCUUACGAAGUCGCGGGGUGUAUUAAACACAUGGAAAGUUUUCGAUUCGAAAACUACGGCACUCUCGCAAUCUCAACACGAAUGCCAGCAAAGUGUUCCGAUCCAAGCUCUCCCCCUUAUUUCCGAUCUCAUUUGAUCGGACAUUUUCUCAUCGAUAUCUUGACUUCGCAGUUGAAUGAUGCGAGAAGACCACUGGCAGAGGAGAGACACGAUAUUCUUAUUUCAAUGGCUUAUGGAUUGAAUGAACUUGAAUUAACUCGUGGGUUGGAACAGAAUCCCGAGCCAGCUGUUCUUUGGCAUCCUGAUUUUUGGCCGAGAAAUAUCAUGAUGGGGAAGAAUGAGCAAGAUGUUCAAAUCACUGGGGUUAUUGAUUGGGAUGGUGUCAUGAUUGUUCCGAGAAUCAUGACCCGUCGACCUCCUGUAUUUUUGUGGGAUGAAGGGGAUGAUUUGUCGGUAUUCGAGAGAAAUGCAAUAAAAUACCAAUUUGAUCAGAGAAUCGAACAAUUGUUGCCUGGGUAUUGUUCAGAUGCAUAUUCUGAUUGGGGUAAUAUGACUAGAGCGAUCGCGAUCUACGCUUUGAAGGGCGUUGACUGGAAUUAUUGCGAGCUUUCUUUUGGUGUAUUAUUGGAUCUAUGGAAUGAAUUUGUGGGAAAUGCACAAGCAGAACCAUAA